Messenger RNA from Apus apus (common swift), 1052 nucleotides. RefSeq names its product translocase of inner mitochondrial membrane 23 homolog B (gene TIMM23B). The record is from RefSeq and is a predicted model, not a curated record. Gene Ontology annotation, molecular function: transmembrane protein transporter activity. Gene Ontology annotation, biological process: protein import into mitochondrial matrix. NCBI's taxonomy places the organism in Eukaryota, Metazoa, Chordata, Aves, Apodiformes, Apodidae. The transcript is spliced from 7 exons. The coding region runs from base 50 to 670 and encodes 206 amino acids. Gene Ontology annotation, cellular component: mitochondrial inner membrane; TIM23 mitochondrial import inner membrane translocase complex.
GGCGGGCGACGCGCUUUACGGCAGCGCGGCGGGGUUGGCGCGCGGCGCCAUGGAGGGCGGCGGCAACUCCAAGGGCACGGGCCUCGGCGGCCUCUUCGGCGCCGGCGGGGCCGGGUACUCCAGCGCCGACCUGGCCGGGGUGCCGCUAACUGGAAUGAGUCCUUUGUCUCCGUAUUUAAACUUGGACCCCAGGUACCUCGUACAGGAUACAGAUGAGUUUAUCUUGCCCACAGGAGCCAACAAGACCCGAGGCAGAUUUGAGCUGGCCUUUUUUACCAUUGGGGGAUGUUGUAUGACAGGGGCAGCAUUUGGGGCGCUGAAUGGUUUGCGGCUGGGCUUGAAGGAGACACAGAACAUGGCGUGGUCAAAACCUAGAAAUGUACAAAUUCUAAAUAUGGUGACAAGACAAGGAGCAUUAUGGGCUAACACUCUGGGAUCUCUGGCUCUACUUUACAGCGCGUUUGGAGUCAUCAUUGAAAAAACAAGAGGUGCAGAAGAUGACCUGAACACCAUAGCUGCUGGAACCUUGACAGGAAUGCUGUACAAAAGCACUGGUGGAGUGCGCGGGAUAGCGCGAGGCGGCGUCGCCGGCCUGACGCUGACCGGCCUCUACGCUCUGUACAACAACUGGGAGCACAUGAAGGGCUCCCUAGCCCGGCAGUCCCUCUGAGCAGGGCGGCCGCGCAGGACGAGGACACGCUUGCUCAGCCACCAAUCCAUCAGUUGUGAGAUCUGCCUGGUGCCCCUCCCUAUUUUCUUUAUGAUUAGUGUGAAACAGAAGGAUGCUAUGCUGGGGGGAACCUCUUGAUGCCGUGUAGCUGGACUGGCUCUUUCCUUUCUGCCAGCCCGUCGCUGGAGAGGCAGCAACAUUUGUUGGACCUGCAAGUGAGCAGAGUGGCCACCGAGACAGAGCCUCCCUGACACGCUGGCCAGCCAGCCUUGGGCCAGAGCCACAAGACAUGCUCCAGCCCCACAGCUCUACCUGCUGCACCACCAGCCUGCUCGGGUUGCGUGUACCACGAUGGCACCUCCUAAUAAAGUCUGUGUCCACA